ACACACACACACAGUGUGUCCUGAUAUCCCCAGUAGUCUCACACCCUGAGAAAGAAUCACCCGGAGAACUCUUGGUUACUUUCACGGUCCAAAUUAUGGAGUGACAAUAUAAAUGAUUACUCCCCAUCUGAUUAACACCGUUUGCAGAGACAUUGGAUACCUGGGAGGGCAAGAUGGGACAGCGUUGACGCGCCUAUAGCUUCCCCCCCUAUCCCCCACGUCCCCCCCCCCCCCCCCCCUGCCCCCCGGGGGUACCCAUCGCUGGAGGUACGGUCGACAUGAGUCUGAUGGACAUCUCCAAGAUCUUCUCCCUGCUGCAGCCCAGGGAGGAGGAGGACGAGGAGGGCCAGCUGUGUGAGGAGAUGAACCGGGCGGUGAGCGGGGACGACGCGCCCCUGCUCGCCCGCCUCCUGGCCCAGGAGAGCUACAGGAGGUGCAUCAACUGCCGCAGCGGAUGGGGGAUACCCCUGACGCCGCUCCGGGCGGCGGCUUCCCGGGGACACCUGGGGUGCCUGGAGGUGUUGCUGCAGCACGGGGCGGAGGUGGACAGCCUGGAUGUGAAGGCCCAGACGCCGCUGUUCACAGCAGUGAGCGGGAAGCACCUGGACUGCGUGGUGGCCCUGCUCAAAGCGGGCGCCGACCCCAACGGUAGCCCGUACAACAACAGCUCCCCGGUGCUGACCGCCGCCCGCGAGGGGGACGUGGAGGUGCUCCAGGAGCUGUUGAGCUACGGCGCCGAGGUCGACGCGAGGUCCAAGGUCCCCGAGUGGGCCACCAACGCCACGGCCUGCAGGGGGCCCCUGUACAUCUCGGCCGUGUACGGCCACUUGGACUGCUUCAAGCUAUUGCUGCUCCACGGGGCCAACCCCGACUACAACUGCACGGACGAGAAGAUGCUGGGACGGAUCAAGCAGCCCAAGACCGUGUUGGAUAUGUGUCUCCGGUACGGGUGCGGCGUGGAGUACGUGCAGCUGCUCGUGGACUUUGGGGCAGACGUGUAUUUGCCCACGCUGAUCGUUGACAAGACGACGAAGCAGAACGAAGCCUUGGUGUUGCUGCUUAAGGAAAGAGUUCACCCCAAAACGCUGAUGUCACAGACCCGGAUAACGAUCCGAAGACACCUGCCUUUCGCCAAUAAAGAGCCAGUCAUUGAACGCUUGGACAUUCCUCAGAUUCUCAGGAAAUACUUGAACCAUGUCGCCUUGAAUAUAUGAAGUGUGUUGUUUUGAUCAAGGAUGGAUUGCACUUUUUUUGUUAUGUGUCGGUCAUGGAUGAUGUGGAUAUUUACACAUAUGGCCUACCUGCAAAGAUGCCCCAAAUUUGUUGCAAAGGGACAGACGAAAUGAAAUUCUGUUUACAUCCGUAUUAGUGGCCUUUUAUUAUUGAUUUCUAUAUUUAUUAACAUUUAUAUAUAUUUUUGCUGUGUUCUCACUGAAUUUAUUGUUUUUUUCUUAGUGUAACUUGCAAUAAUACAACUCGACGCUUGGAUGUGCCAGAUCGAGGUCAUAUACCUGUAACACCAUGCUCUACCGCUAGAGAUCGGAAUAGCACUACCAAUUAUGGGCUUCUGGUCAAUAACACCCCACCUAUAAAAUACCCUCCUGGCGGUGAUAUUGCACUUUCCCACAAUUUUCCACUGUUCAGAAUGUAUGCAUUUUUUUAGACUUCAGAUAAAUAAAAUAUCAAUUUUGAAUUGUACAUUGUUUUGUAACUAUGCAGCCUCUUAAUAGCAGCAGGCAUUAUUGUUUUUGUAACUUGUUGACAACUAAUUUGUGAUUUGACAGUUUUGAUGUACCUCAUACUGUAUAAUAGGUAACAGCUGUACGCUGUAAAUAGCCAUUUAGAGCGGAUAUGAUGUCAAACAACAGGAAACCGGGACAAUAUGUCCUGUCCACCAUUCUUAUCUAAACCCAUGCUACAUACAAAGCUAAUGCAGAAGUUUGUAUGCCCUUGGGCCUACUCUAUGGUAUAUGAUAAAUGGCUUCUUUUUUAUUGUGAUGUGACUUACUUCAGGCUAUAAUACCAAAACAGCUAUGUAUAUAGAGGUUUUAUUUUCAACAAAAGUACAGCUAUAUCAGAUAUGGUUUCAUUUUUUUCAGCGGAAUACAACAUAUUCCCAGUGCUUUUGAUUACAUCAAAACAUAUAAUGUACAUACAGUAGACAUCUCCACUCCCCCAUUCACAGUUUCUCGAUUGAAUAGACAAUAUUCUUAAGGUUUUAAAUUUAUACAACAAAUAAACUUAAAUGCCAGCAAGAAAUAAAAUACAAAUGUUUGCAUAUGGUGACAUUUCCUAAGGAUAAAACUUGCAAGUAAAUGUGCUGUGGUGGUCAAAAAUCGAAACCUUAAACUAGAUGGUAAUAUACAAAUGGUUAAGAGUUCCAAAAGCGGGCCCUCUGUUACCUUGCGGCCAUUAAAAACCACAUUAAAUUACCUUUUGAAGAUAGAGACCCUGCUGUACCCUGACUAUUCCGAAAUAACACAGGACUGCCAUAACUGCAAGAAAUAGCUAUCAAAUAUGUUGCAAUGCUCAGGUUUGUGAAUGUUAUUACUUGCUAAUAUGUCCCUUGGAAAAAAAAACACACAACAAAA
Gadus morhua (Atlantic cod) is the source of this 2591-nucleotide messenger RNA. Its product is annotated as ankyrin repeat and SOCS box protein 12. Gene Ontology annotation, molecular function: protein binding. Bases 279 to 1214 code for a protein of 311 amino acids. NCBI's taxonomy places the organism in Eukaryota, Metazoa, Chordata, Actinopteri, Gadiformes, Gadidae. The record is from RefSeq and is a predicted model, not a curated record. The transcript has 4 exons.